Molecule: messenger RNA, 1458 nt
Organism: Dovyalis caffra
Lineage: Eukaryota; Viridiplantae; Streptophyta; Magnoliopsida; Malpighiales; Salicaceae
Source: the annotation of a GenBank genome assembly
AUGCAAGCCUUGCAAUCUCAUUCUCUCCGUUCAUCUCCCUUAAACCCACUUCAACAAAUACCUCACAAUGCAACGAAAUCCCCACCUCAAAGACUCUCAUUUAUCAAAGCAUCAUCAUCUUCAUCCACUCAUAACUCUACUGUUUCAGCUCCUAAACGAGAAAAAGACCCUAAAAAGAGGGUUGUUAUAACGGGCAUGGGAUUGGUCUCUGUUUUUGGUAAUGACGUCGAUGCUUAUUAUGAUAAAUUGCUUGCAGGUGAAAGUGGGAUUGGACCCAUUGACCGCUUCGAUGCUUCUAAGUUUCCAACCCGGUUCGGUGGGCAGAUCCGGGGUUUUAGUGCAGAAGGUUAUAUUGAUGGAAAAAAUGAUAGGAGGCUUGAUGAUUGCUUGAGGUAUUGCAUUGUUGCUGGCAAGAAGGCUCUUGAAGAUGCGGAUCUUGGAGGGGAUAAUCUAUCUAAGAUUGACAAGGAGAAAGCUGGUGUGCUUGUUGGAACAGGGAUGGGUGGUCUUACAGUCUUUUCUGAUGGUGUCAAAUCUUUAAUUGAGAAAGGACACAGAAAAAUCACCCCAUUUUUUAUUCCUUAUGCUAUAACAAACAUGGGUUCUGCCUUGCUUGCAAUUGAAGUUGGUUUCAUGGGUCCAAAUUACUCUAUUUCAACUGCUUGUGCUACUUCUAAUUAUUGCUUCUAUGCUGCUGCCAAUCACAUUCGCCGAGGUGAGGCGGAUAUGAUGCUUGCUGGUGGAACAGAAGCUGCUAUCAUUCCUAUUGGUUUGGGAGGUUUUGUUGCAUGCAGGGCCUUAUCCCAAAGAAAUGGUGAUCCAAAAACUGCAUCUAGGCCAUGGGACAAAGAUCGAGAUGGUUUUGUUAUGGGUGAAGGUGCAGGAGUGUUGGUAAUGGAGAGUUUGGAACAUGCAAUGAAACGAGGUGCACCAAUCAUUGCUGAGUACUUGGGAGGUGCUGUUAACUGUGAUGCUUAUCACAUGACUGAUCCAAGAGCUGAUGGUCUUGGGGUGUCUUCAUGUAUUGAGAGAAGUCUUGAAGAUGCUGGUGUGUCGCCUGAGGAGGUUAACUACAUUAAUGCACAUGCAACUUCCACUCUUGCUGGUGACCUUGCUGAGAUAAAUGCAAUAAAGAAGGUAUUCAAGAACACUUCAGAGAUCAAAAUCAAUGCAACCAAGUCCAUGAUUGGACAUUGCCUUGGUGCUGCUGGAGGUUUGGAAGCAAUUGCUUCUGUGAAGGCCAUAACAACGGGAUGGCUGCAUCCUAGUAUUAACCAAUUCAAUCCAGAGCCCUCAGUUGAGUUUGACACCGUUGCCAACAAAAAACAACAACAUGAAGUGAAUGUUGGCCGAGCAUCCAGCUUUUCUGCAUUUCUUGUAGGGGAUCAGUCUUUGCUUAGUCGAGAUAUGCUUAAUUUAUUAGUCAAUGAGGCUCCUUCUUCUUUAAAUUUGAGCUGA